This is a messenger RNA of Leptosia nina, 45075 nucleotides long. The record is from the annotation of a GenBank genome assembly. Lineage: Eukaryota; Metazoa; Arthropoda; Insecta; Lepidoptera; Pieridae.
AUGUCGGACGAACGCGAGAGCCCGUCGCAAAGCGGCCUCCGAAACCGCGUCUCGUUCUUCGAGAGAGUGUGGAGCGGGAGGAGCAGCAAUGACUCCGUGGACGCGACCACGGACGUCGACGACAUAGAGCGUCGCCUAGAACAGCGCAAACGGCGCCCGGAAUCGCCGAAAAUCGAGGUGAAGUUGAAACACACGCGCGAGACAUUGUCCCCGACGAGGUGCUUUGAAACGCCGUUCCCCAAUCUUAAGUUACGGCACGUCGAGACCGAGCAUGAAGGUGACUUGGCGGCCGGCGCCAAUUUUAAGUUUGAAAUCGUCAAGCGGACCGUUGUGCAGAGGAGCGAAGACCGGCCGGAUUCGCCGGAGUGGUCUGAGUACAAGCAGCACGCUCUGAACACGGCUCCCAAGAAGGAGUACGUGAGGAGCAGGUCGGAAUAUGACUCGCAUAUCGCUGAGAUACGAGAUGAACAGGAAAGAGUACAGAAGAAAACGUUUGUUAAUUGGAUCAAUUCACACUUAUCGAAGAGAAUACCUCCCAUGCGAAUUGACGAUCUGAUCUACGACCUACGAGAUGGAACCAAACUUUUGGCCUUACUUGAAGUUCUGUCCGGUGAGAAAUUGCCGAUGGAGCGCGGUCGAGUGUUACGCCGGCCCCACUUCUUGUCCAAUGCCAACACCGCACUUCGCUUCUUGGCCGGCAAACGGAUCAAGCUGGUCAACAUCAACGCAGCUGAUCUGGUAGACGGGAGGCCUGCCGUAGUCCUGGGACUGAUUUGGACUAUUAUUCUUUACUUCCAGAUCGAAGAAAACAGCCGAGCCCUAGAGUACUUGAGCGGGUCGCGGUGCGUGUCAGUGAUGUCGCAGGAAUCCGGAACUGCGACGCCCACGCACAGGGCAGAGGACAGGUGGAAGCAGGGAGCCAAAAAAACCCUGCUGCAGUGGGUGGCUAAUGCCUUGCCGAAGGACUCAAAUAUCCAAGUAACAGACUUUGGACCAUCAUGGCGCGACGGUAUCGCUUUCCUGGCAAUCAUCGACGCGAUUAAAGCGAAUCUCAUUAACCUGGCCGAGAUGAAGAGGAAGACGAACAGACAGAGGCUGGAACACGCCUUCGACGUGGCGGAGACGGAACUGGGUAUCGCCAGACUUCUAGAUGCUGAAGACGUGGACGUAGACAAGCCCGACGAGCGGUCAAUUAUGACUUAUGUGGCACAGUUCCUACAUAAAUAUCCAGAACCCAAGACAACGGGACCAGAUGCUGUAGCCGCGGUCCAAGAAGAAUACGAACUUUUACGUGCUUGGCUCACAGAACGUGUAACGUUACUUCAACGGCAGUACGACACGAGAACGUUAUCCAGAAACUACAAUGACUAUCUUCUAGCAGAGAACGAUAGGCUUGCUCGAGAACCACUAUACAAUAAACUGGAGAAACUUAUGUAUACACAGAGUCUGGUAGCGAUCGCACCGAGCUCAUGGCGAGAAUUAGUAGCUCUAUGGGUGGAAUUAGAACGCAUUCACAGAAGAUGGCUUUGGCUUCUAGACUCAGAAUUACCAGGAGACUUCCGUGUAGUAGGCGAGUGGUUAGCCCGAGCGGAAUACCUACUAUACUUCGAUGAAAUCCCGACUACCUUAGAUGAGCGAACGGCUGCCAUCAUCAGCGAAAAACUCGAGGAGCACACCACGUUCUUCUUAGACCUCCCCGACGUCAUUGACCGUUUCGAAGCCGCACUCAGAUCUCCCGACGCAUCCAAAAUCCCCCCCGAAAGACUGCAGAACAUGAAGGAGCGCCUACAGACAGUGAGUCGUAACGCUCCGCAAAGAAAAGCGAGGCUGAAGUACCUCGAACACAAGUGCUGUAUCGUGGCUUUCACGGAAUUAACGAAGGCUAAAUUAGCCGCAUGGACCGGUAAAUACGGUCGAAUCGAUCACGUACGUGCCUUAUUAGAAGACUAUGAUAAUUUCGUCAUUAAGAAUAAGAUAUUCCAGGAGUUUGAUAGAGCUUACGUUGAUAUUAAGCAAGUGGCUGAGGAGUAUAAGAGAGUGUGUGAAAUUGACAGAAGUGAAGCGAGAGAGAUUGAUGUGUUUCUGAGAGAAGUGUCCGAAACGUGGAGGCGAGUGGCGUCGGAUGUUAGGUGCGCCAGGAGCGUGCUUGAAGAGGUGAUCGCCCAUUGGGAAAGGUGGACGAUGCUGUCAGACCAAUUUACCUCAUGGCUAGACAAAGCACAGCACAUGUUAAGAGUGUCCGAAGACGAGAGGUUGGAGUUCUUCCAAGAUUUGACAGUGUGGAAGGAGAAACACCAGAUGUUAGGUGAUGCUGCUGGUUUCUUAGCGGCGACAUGUACUGAGGAGCACAGUUCAGAGAUCAAGAGGAAAUAUGUGGAAAUCACAGAGAGAUGGGAGCGUGUAUGGGAAGAAGCAGAGAGAUACGUUCGAGGAGGAGAUGCUCUCCGACACAGACGAGAAUUGGCCAAUGGAAUUCAAACUUUGGACUCGUGGCUAACAGCAGCGGAUAAUUUGCUCUCUCGUCAUCCUCGAGCCAACACUGCGGACAUACAAGCAUACAUAGAUCAACUAUUGCAACUUAAUUCAGAAAUUGAACAACACGAAGAGUUAUUCAAGACUAUAAGCAGGACAUUCCAAAAUGCUAUCGCGGAUCUCCCCCGUGAUGAAGUUGAGGCGAAUAUGUCCAAGUUGAAGCAACAAAAAGAAGCUUUAGUCAGAGUUCGAGCCACGGUCCCUGUAAAGCUACACCAAUAUCGGCAAUUGUUGGUUCAACAUGACUCACUCGAAACUGGACAGAAAGAAAUUGGACAAUGGCUCGAUAAAGCUGAAGAAGCUCUACAUUCUACCACUGAAACUAGACGUGAGAUAAUAGAAGAAACAUAUGAAGUGCACAGAACAUUUUUCUCUCGAACCACUUACUACAGAUCAAUGCUGGAGAGUAAAAACAAAGUUUUCCAGAAUAUUGUCAAGGCAGCAGAUAAUGAUAAGAGUGCGGAUGUCAGUGACCAGUUAACACUCAUGAGAGAUUUAAAUGAGAGGUUUGCCCACAUAUCAUCAGAAGCAACGCGAAGAGAAGCAGAACUUCAACGUUUGGUGCGUGCCUGGGAAGAUUUUGAGAACAAAAAACGUAUUGUCGAAGAUUGGGCAUGUAGAGCUGAAGCACUUUUGGCUGAUAAUAGGGUGGAUAAUAAACAGGCUCUCCAUCUUCACGAGCGAUUUUUCCAUGGUGCCGAUGAGAGAGCAGUAUCUGAGCUCGUUCGUUCUGGACGUGAGCUUGUUGAGUUGGUAAGAGAGGAAGACAGAGCAGAUGUUGUGCGAACAGUGGAAAAUCUACAAAGGCGAUGGAAGGAACUUCUGGAGCAUGCACCGCCGCACCUUAUGAGACUGGAAUUCAAACUGGAUGAGACUGUUUUCCACCAUUGCAUCAAAGAUAUCGAGAAAGAAAUUGUGUAUGAAGAACAGGCCUUCAAUCAAAGUGAUGAUGCAGAUGGCAUCCUUAUCCGAAAUGAAGAAUACUUCCGUAACCAGGGUAAGGUUAUGCAGGUGGAACAAUGCCUGCAAAACCUGAAGAAGAUAUCGAGUAGUUACACCCAUCAAACUGGUGACAGAAGUCUCGAAGAGGAGUUGAGAAGAUGUGAACAACAAUGGGAAUCAACAGUACAUAGAGUGGAGAACUUCAGACAACAAUUGCAACAGAUCCCUGCUAAGUGGGACGCAUAUAGAGACAGAUUCCGAGAAAUGGAGAGGUGGAUGGAUCAUGUGGACAAGACAAUGGACAGUAUUGUCCGUGAGGUAGACUCUGCAGAGGCAUUUGAGAAAGAAAAGACAAUUUUUCAAAACAUAUGUCGAGAGGCAGACCGCAAGCGUGAAGAUAUGAAAUGGCUUGUACAAACCUUAGACAUGCUUUCUAAUCAUUGUUCCGACAAUGAAGCUCAAGAGGAACAAGUUCGACUAGAGAAUCUCAUCUCAAGAUAUAAGAAUCUCAUACCGACUAUUGAAAUAACUAUGAUAAAGACUGAGACAUAUACGAGGUGUUAUACUUACAGACGUGAAGUACACGAAGUUAUAUGUAUUUUAGAAAAUGCGAAGAAACAAGCAAUGGUUGAACCUGAGCCGCAAUCAUUACAACAAGUUGAGCAAUUAGUACUUGAACAGCAGGCCACAGUUCAAAAACUUGACAGGCAGAGACCUUCAGUAAUAUCUAUGUUACAACGUGGCAAGGAUCUAAUUAAAGACGCCAACGCACCAGCUUUCGUAAGAGAAGACGUAAGAAAUCUAGAAACCGGUUGGAACGUUGCGUACGAAUCUAACACAGAUCGCCUUCAUAAGCUUCGCGAUACACAAAAAGUCUGGUCCAACUACGAAUAUCAAAAAGAAGAGUUGCUUUCUGAUAUUGAUAAAAUCGAGAGCUUUGUAGCUCAUCCUGGCUUGGAACUUGGCGUAUCUAGCAUUCACAGAGAACUUCAAGAAACCCAAGCCGUUAAUGCCGAUAUAGAGAAGGCUAAAGUUGAAAGAUUACCCCAGUUGCAACAAGCAUAUGCAGAGUUAAAAUCCCUCACAGCUAAUAAACCGAAACCAGUUAUAGAGAAGGAUCUAGAAACAAUAGAACGUAAAAUAGACAGAGUACAAGACGAUGUACAGACCAAAGUUGUUCAUCUCGAGAAAUUUAAUGAGGAAUGGACUAAAAUUGAACGUAAACUUGACAGUGUACGUGAGUGGAUUAAGAAGGAAAGUCCAGCUCUGAUAUCGCAAAUACAGUCUGAAAACAUAACACCUGAAGAACGCGUGGAAAAGUCACAAAGCUUACAAAAGGUCAUUGGUGAGAAAAUGGAUAUAAUUAAAAAUGUUGCUGACCAAGGAAACAAAUUGGCUGUUGAACAUCGGGUCCAAGAUUCAAAUAGACUUAAGGGUGAGGUUGCCUUACUAGAAAAAAUGAUGGCUGACUUACAAAGAUCCACAGAACAACAGACCAAAGUAGUUGAACAUGAUCUGGUUAGCUGGCAAAAAUAUCAAAGAGGGGUUGCUGAAAUAAAACCUUGGAUAGAAGAAGCCGAAAUAAAAUUAGGUAGUUUACCCAAACCAACCACGUUGGUUGAAGCUCAGCAACUGCAGCAACAGUCGCGAGCACUGGUCACAGACUGUGAUAAACAGCUUAUGAAUCUACAGAUCUUAUCUAGUGUAAGUCAUCAAUUAUCUGGUAAAACUAGCGCCCCAGACGAAGUAGAUGCUAUUCAGUCGAGAUGGGCUAUUGUUCAUGACUUAGCGGACCAAUGGAAUAAUAAGCUAGAAAAAUUAAUUAUUAAUUGGGAACAUUUCGAAAAGGAUGCCGAGAAAAUUGAAUCGUGGAUAGAUGAUGGGGAAAAAUUACUGAACAGUCGUAAUGUAAACGUUGAUACGCCGCAAGUUGAAAAACUAGACCGGGAACUAAACAAAUUAAAAUCAUUUGGUAACGAAAUUUCACAACAACAAGCAAAAAUCAUUACCCUUUCUCAAACAUGUGACAAUAUAUGCCAUAGUGUACAACCGGAAGGCGCUAAUUUAUUGAAAAACAAAGUUAACGAUAUUAAACAACGGACUAAUAAUCUUGCAGAGACCGUUCGAUCUAGAAUAAAUGACUUGUCAGAUAAAAUUAUAGUUAAGCAAGAAUUUUUGAGUAAAUUACAUAACUUUGAUAAUUGGAUAACCGAUUUCAGAAGAAAAACUGAAAGUUAUGAUCAAAUUGGUACUGACAAAGUAGAGCCAACGCUUCAGUCGAUGCACGUGUUACUACAGGAGCAUGCAGCAAAAGCACCUGAAUUUACAGAUAUUUAUAACGAGGUUAAAAACAUGACUCUUGUGUCUCACCCCGAAGAAACUCGAUCAUUGAGUGAUACUUAUUCAAAUAUCGCGGAUCAUUACCAAAUUAUAGAAAGUAACAUUCAACAGAACAAAACUAUUCUACAGAAAUGGUCCGAGUUAAUAAAUUGGUUUGAUGAUAAUAAGCAGCAAUUAACGCACAUACAAUACCAAGUUGAUGGGCCAAAAUUGACCGCAGAGAGUUAUGACGUUUUAAGACAAGAACUAGUAAAUAUUAUAACAAAAGUACCAGAAUGGAAAGCUAAUGUGGCUUUACUAGAUGGUCCUUCAAAGAUUAAAGUCACGGAUCAACACACGGGAAGACUUAUUUCACCAACGAGUUUAGUGAAAGAGAUUGAAACAAAAGCAGAGACUUUGCUUAAUCAAACCAUUACAAAAAGAGACCUUGUGCAAAAAGUUGGCGCUCGCUGGGAUAAGUUUAAUAUUCAGCAUAAAGCCUUAGGUGAAAUUUUACACAAUAUACAAUCUUCUCUGAAUGAAAUGGCGCAAAAACCGGUACCGUUGACUGAUACUACUAUUCAAGAAAUUACUGAACAACUUGAUGGUUUAGAUUCAGAGCUGAAAGAAAAACAAGUUGUGAGAAAAGAGUUGCGAGAGGAAGGCCUUCAUUUAAUGCGAGAAGAUCAACAAAACAUGGGUACAAUUCAAAACGCUCUAUCGGCUGCGGACAAUAGCUGGGAUCAAAUAGUUAACGCCGUUCGUGAUACUAAAAAUAAAUACAUUUUACUUUCAUCUACAUUGCAAGAGCUGAAUAACUUUAAUGUUGCUUUCGAUAGAGAAAUGACUAGAGCAGAACAGUUGUAUAACGAAUGUAAGGAUGCGCCAAGUGAUUACAUUCAGACCGCGCAAUCAUUAGAAAAGGGUAAAAAGUCUUAUGAAGUUUUAAAACGAUCUAAGGGAUUAUUAGAUCAAAUGGACGUAAUUAAACAGUCUGUUUUGAAACAAGCUUCUACGCUGGGAGGUUUUGACACAUCUCCAUUAGAAGAGGCUUUCCUAAAGUCACAAACUCAUUGGGAGAAGGUAAACGACGCCGUUAUAAAAAGAAUUCAAGACUUAGAUUCCCAACUAUUAGUUUGGCGACAAAUCGAUGAUGUUAAAAACCAAGUUGUUCAAUGGUUAAGUGAAACAGGACAAAACUUGGCCAACGCUUGCGACAAUUUAGAAAUAAGAUUUGGCCAAAACCAUCUCAUGAAAUACAAAGAAGAAUUACCAAUAUAUUUAGGCCUAAAGAACAGCAUUAUGGCUAAGUGUGAACAAAUUACUAAUUUAAAUAAAAGUAUACCUGUAAACCAAGUGUCAUCAAUCGUUGAAUAUUUGGAUAAUGAAUUUGAAGCUCUUAAAUCUUUAGCAGAGAAUUUAGAGAGUGCUCUAUCCUCCCUCGAAUCUAAGGAAAACAAAUUUAAAGAUAGUAUUAAACGCCUUUCAGAUAAAGUAAGCAAAGUGCGCGACGAUAUCAUAAAAUGUGACGACAUGUCCGGUGACAGUAAUAAAAUAUUAGAUCGUUUGAAAAAGUGUCAGUUAUGUAAAGCCGAACUUCAAAAUUUGAAUGAGGAAAUAGAUAAUUUAUCACAAAAUGUUUCAGAGAUGAACGCAAACUAUCCUGGAUUUUACGAAUCGCUAGUACCCAAAGAAUUAAGUAAUCUUCAAAAAAGAUUUGAGAGCGUUUUGACACAUGCAAAUAAAACUGAAACAACACUUCUUACAUUCUUACAGAAGUCAUUCACAGACAAACUGAGUAUGUUCAAUAGAAAUUUAAAGAUAUUAGAUGACAAAACAAGGUGGUGUAUGCCUGAUGAUAAUAGUGAUAAAUAUAAUCUAGAGGUUAAAAGUGCCGCGUUGUCUGAGGUUGGAUCCGGUAUAGAAGAAUGUCAAAAAAGAAUGAAAGAGUUAAAAGAAUCAUGUGAAACAUUACGUGUUGUAGCUGAACCUGCUAGUGCACAAGAAGCUGCUUUACAAACCGAAAAAGCUCAGAAGAACCUAGAAGUGCUUUCGUCAAAUUACGAUGAAAUUAAAAAUAGAUUGCAUGAAAAUAUUGAUGCUUGGCAAGAUUAUGAGACGCUGUUAGAAACUGUUUCAGAAUGGUUAAGGGAGAAAGAGAAUAGAGUUCGCUUAGAGGCAGCUAACCUAAGCGAUUUAACUGACAUUGAGAACAAAAUAAGCAAUAUUGAAGAUUUACACCUCGAAAUAAAAAAAUUCGAUAGUGAAGUAAAUAGGUUGACUGAAAUUGGAGAGAAUGUUCUUACUAAAAACCCAGAUUCUAGAGUUUCACAAUACAUAAGCCAUCUGGUUAAUAGAUAUCAAGCAGUUGAUAAAUUUGUAGAUACUCAUUUAAAACGUUUAAAUGAUUUGAAGAAUAACAGGGAAAAGUACAAUAAAUGUACAGCAGAUUUUAAAAAUUGGUUACAAGAAGCUAACUCUAAAAUAGCUGACUUGGCAGCUAUGAGCAAACAUUCUAAGCCUUCAGCUGCUGACUUGGCACAAAUCAAAAAACUAAAUGAGAACAAGGAUUUAGGACAGCGUUUGCUGAACAGCACUAUUGAAUCAGGGGAAUCCUUGUUUAGUGGAAUAACGCCUGAAGGUCGUGAAAAGGUAAGAAACGAAUUAAGAGCUUUAAGAGACUCUUUUGAAGAUUCCGUUGAUUCACUAAAUAACGUUAUUAAGGAUAUCGAAACAACUCUUAAUAAAAGAUCAUCCUUUGAUGACACGUUCAAUCAAGUCCAGAAAUGGAUAACAGAUAAAGAAAGUGAAUUGGGAGAAUUUAAGUUAUCGCCGACAUUACCGGAUAAGAAGGCUCAAUUGCAUGCAAACAAAAUAUUACAUCAAGAAGUUGAUCUGCACCAGUCUAUGCUUUCUCAACUAACAGAAAAGAUCAAAUUAUUGCCAGAUGAAGAAGCUGAAAAAAGUCUAGGUAAAGUUCUAGAUAAAUAUUCCAAUAUGUCAAAAGAAAUUCACAAGAGAAUUGAAGCGUAUGAAAAUCACGUCACGGAACAUGAAAAAUAUGUACAAAUAUUUGAAGAAAUUCGCGAUCGUAUCAAUCAUAUUGUUGCGGAAAAUAGUAUGAUUUACUACAGUGCUGUCACCCAAAAAGAUGAGAUUGACAAUAAAAUUUCUGUUAUUGAAAAAGUAACCUCUAAAUCGCAAGAUCUAGAUAAAUCUUUCAAGGAUCUUAAAGUUCGGUUGCAUAAAGUUUUGGAAUCUACAAGUCCCAAUGGCCACCCUAUUUUAAUAAGUGAAUUCGAACAAUUGAAAACAACGUGGGAUCAAUUUUCAAAUCAAUGCAGAGAACAAGAUAAGAAGUUAAAAGAAACGUUGCAACAGUGGAAUGAAAGUCACAAAACUCUUGAUGACCUUGAUGAAUGGUUAAAGAUAAAAGAAAAUCAAAUUAGAGACCAGAGUUUGAAAAGUACACUUGAUGCAAAAUUAGCACAUUUGCAAAGACUAAAAGAAAUUCAAAAUGAACUUGCGUCUAAGCAACCAAGUUUCUCUGCAUUAUCGGAAACACAAAAUUUAACUAGUGAACCAGAAAUUACAGUUAAAACAUCUAAGUUAGCUACCAGAUUCCACACCUUAAACAAUUUGGUUAAUGAAUUGAUAUCAAAAUAUGAAGUUUUUGUUUCUGAACACCAAUCAUUUGAAAAUGAAUAUAAAGAGAUGAAAAAUUGGCUAGGAGGAAUGCUAGGUGAACUACAGGAUCUGAAUGAAAUUGUGGGAGAUUACGCUGUGCUCCAAGAAAAACAAAAUAAAGCAAAAGACUUGUACGAGACAAGGAAUAAGAAAACGCCUGUUUUCGAAGAGUUUCUUAGUUUAGGCGAAAAACUUUAUGCGCAUACAAGCCCUGACGGUAGAGAAGUUAUCAGACAGAAGAUACGAAAGAUUAGAUCAUUGUGGGACAGUUUCGGCGAUAGUUUUCAAGAGACUGUCAACAAGCUGGAUCAGUGUCUUCUACAAUUUUCAGAUUUUUCUUUGGCUCAAGAACAAUUGACAAAAUGGCUAAAAGAUGUAGAGCGAGCUAUGCAAAAGCACACUGAACUUAAGGCAUCCUUAGAAGAAAAGAAGGCUCAAUUACAAAAUCAUAAAAUAAUGCAUCAAGAAAUUAUGACCCACCAGCAACUCGUCGAGUCAGUUUGUGAUAAAGCUCAACAAUUAGUUGACCAAACGCACGACGCUUCCCUUAAUGUAUAUUUACAGUCCAUUAAACAAUUAUUCCAAAACAUAGUUACAAAAUCUCAAAAUCUGCAGGAGAACUUAGAAGAUUGUGUUAAAAGACACGAAGAUUUAAGUCGUUUGAUUCAGAAAUAUAAGGAAUGGAUAAGCAGUCAAUCGGAAAAGCUAAUGGACAUUGAAAAUGCAACCGGAGAAAAGCCUGAAAUCGUACGAAAACUACAGUCUGCAGUUGCCUUGAAAGAUAUAGAAAAAAUUGGUUCCAGCAAACUAGAUGAAAUCCGAUCUGUAUUUUCUGUAGUCAGUAAGAGUACAUCAGAAACUGGAAAUAGUGCAAUAAAAACAGAAAUUGAUAAUCUUCAACAACAAUUACUUAAAGCCGUUCAAAGCAUUGAUGUAUCAGAACAAAAAUUAAAGCAAACACUAAAUGUAUGGAAUAAUUUUGAGACAACAAUAGAGAGUUUAUCCGAAUGGCUUAAAGAUAUGGAGUCAAAGUGCCGUGAUCAGGCACUCUGCUCCACAUUACAAGAAAAGGAAGCACAGUUACACCGGUACGUCGAAUUGCGCAACGCCAUACAUGCUAAAGAAAAAGACGUCGACAACUUUGUUGAUGAGUCACAUAGCCUUAUUCAGUUAAGUGGAGUCGAACGACUUAAACCGCUUGUAACACAAGUCAACAGUCGAUACCAGCAAUUGCAUUUGAUUUCGAAGGAAAUAGUCACCCAUUGGUCGGAAUUAGUUGGGGACCAUAAGAAAUUUGAGCAAUUGCAAAACGAAUUCGAUUUAUGGCUAAAGCCGUUAGAAGAACAACUGUCGAAAAUGAUAGGCGAUAAGCUUAGUAUUGACAAGAAAGGAAAUAAGUUACAAGUUUUCCUAUUGGAAAAAGACAAUGGUGAACAUAAAAUGGUUAUAUUAGUAGCAGCAGGUGACAAGGUAUUGCCUGAAACUGCUGCUUCCGGGAGGGAGAAUAUUCGUAAUGAUAUAAGAGCUUUAAGAGAAAGAUGGGACAAAUUUAAUGAUAAUAUCUUACAACAGCAAAGAGAGUACGAGUCCCAAACUUUGCAAUGGUCGAGUUAUCGAGAUGUCUUGCAACAGACUUUGUCAUGGUUAGAUGAAAAAGAAAAGGUUGUGGAAAAUGAGGAGAAAGCAAAACUUAAUUCCGCGCAAGAAAUUAAAAGUAAAAUAUUAAAAAAUAAAACAUUAUUGCAAGAAAUAUACGCGCAUAAAAGAGUAAUAGAAACUGUCACAGAUAAAGCCAAAUCCGUAGCUACUAGCCUUCAAUCAGGUACAGGUGAAACAGAUGAAACUGCUUCUAUUAUCAAAUCUAUUUGGGACAGGUACAAUGCGCUCACAAAUAGACUGGCCGCCAUUAUCGAUAAACAUGAAAGUUCCUACGAGAUAUAUCAACAAUUCACUGACCAACAAAAAUCACUACAGGAUUACCAGAAGAAUUUGUGGGAUAGACUGCACCUCUUGUCAGAUUUUACGGGCAACAAAGCUGCAUUACAAAAUAAAUUGGCGAAAAUUCAAGAACUUCUUGACGCUAUACCAUCGGGUAAUAAUAAACUUAAGAUGUUGUCAGACUUAAUCGAAAGUCAUUCUGAUAAGUUGUCACCUCGUGGGAAGGAUGGUAUGUUCCGCGAAUUGGGCAUACUUAAAGCUGAUCUAGAGAAGUUUACAACGACUGUACACGACGUGAAGCGUGGUAUUGAAGAUAAAAUCCAACAAUGGAUGGAGUUCGACAGUGCCAGUGACCGUUUGCAGCAUUGGCUUAGCGACACUGAAAUGAGUUUGAAAACCUACACACCUAAGGCUACGCUGGAAGAGAAGAUCGACCAACUCAAUAAAUAUCAGGAUUUGAGUAAAGCGAUUGAUAAUCACGAAUCUGAUUUGAGUGCUGUCAUUAGUUUGGGAGAAGCGUUGGAACAAGCCAUUUCAGCUAACUUGAAAAAGGCAGAAAAUGAUGUAGACAAAGUCACAGAUGAAUUUAGCGAUCUUAUUGAAAAUUGUCAUGACACCAGAAUUACAAUGAACUUACAACAAAUGACGUCCAGAUUCCAGUCGGUUCAUUCCACAGCUAAAGAGUUAGUUAAAAAAUGCCAACAAACCGUUAACGACCACAACGCGUAUCAGGAGAAGUAUAAGCAAUGUACAGAUUGGAUCACUGCAGCUCAACACCAGUUUGACGAAUGUCAAAAAAAUUUAUCAAACACUCCUGAAGCUAUUAGUGUAAAACGAGAAAGCUUAAAUGAGUUAUUGUCUCAAAGACGAAACGCUACUCUGCUUGUCAAUAAUACAUUUGAAUUAGGAGAGAAAUUAUAUCCUUCCACUUCAUUAGAUGGCAAAGAGAUUAUUGAACAACAACUUCACGAUAUACAACAAGCUGUGGACAAUCUAUACGACAGUAUUACUAAGGCGGAACGAAACUUAGACUCUGAAUUAAACAAAUGGUCGUCGUUUGAAGAUAAUCUAAAGACAGUCCAAGAAUGGCUUGCGUUAGCGGAAAAAAAUCUUCCGAAAGAGAUCGAAUUGAAGGCUACUUUGGAUGAAAAGAGGAACCAAUUGAAUGUUUACAGAGAUUAUUUGCAAGAUGCACUUUCUCACCAACAAGAUAUCGCUGAACUUGAAAUGCGGGCUCAAAAUCUGCCGGAUAUAACGGAAGACAUUAAGAAGAAUAUCGCCCAGUUAAAACAAAGACAAGAAACUAUUCUUAAACGAGCUAAAUCAUUCGUUGAACAAUAUGAAGCUAUUGUCAACAAUCAUCAGCAAUAUACAAAAGCAGUUAUGGAGUUGCAAGAGUGGGUGGAAGCCACUCACAAUACUGCUCAACUGUGGGGAGAUCUUAAUCUGGAGAGAGUCGCCUUGAGCAGUAAUUGCGAAAAAUUAAAAUCAUUACAAAUGAGUAUGCCAGAAGAGAAAAGUCGUAUUGAUAAAAUUCGAACAAUCGGCGAAAAAGUAUUACCUGGUACGAUCAGUAGUGGACAAACCAAUAUUAGAAAUCAAAUUGAUACAUCUCACCAAGAGUGGGAAGGGCUAAUAUCAUUUAUAAAUAAAACAAUUCAAUCCCUGGACAAUAAGAUUCAGCAAUGGAAUGAAUACGAAAAUAUGAAAGAUCAAUGCUUGGCGUGGAUAAGAAAUACUGAUAACCAAAUUCAUGGUGUCGACUUAAAGGCGACUUUACCAGAAAAACAGGAACAAUAUAAUAGAUUCCAAGAAUUGCAAGGAGAGGUCCGGGCCAAGGAACUCGAAAUUGACAAUAUUACGGAAAGAGCUCAACACCUGUACACGGGGAUGUUAGGACCUCGUGGAUCUCAAAUAUCCGAUUUAACUGUCAAAUAUCAAACACUAUGUCAAAGAGUUAAGGAUUUGACCAAUAGGUGGCAGCAAUAUGUAAAAACACAUCAAGAAUUUUCUAGUAACGUGACGGAAUGUUCACAAUGGAUUGAAGAAUUAAGGGAUAAGCUUGACUUUUGCUCCGAUCUCAGUUCUUGUUCUCAGGAUGACCUAGAAACAAAACUGGUACUUAUACAGAACUUGUUACUUACUAAAGAUGAAGGAUUCACGAAAGUACAGUCCUUAGUAGAACUUGCUCAGAAUGUAUUGGCUAAUACAGCACCUGCCGGACACGACGCUAUCAAUAAUGCGUUAGUAGCAUUGCAAGAGCAAUGGUCCGCCCUUUUGUCGCGAAUGAUUGAUACCAAGAAUAUUCUAGAUGAUUCUGUUACGAAGUGGGCUGGAUUCUUGGAACAGAUACAAUUAAUCGAAAAAAGUAAUACUUGGUUGGAAAACAUGCUAUCAGAAUUAACACCGUUCUCAGGAUCCAUGACUGAUAAAAGAGCGCAACUAGAAAAGCUAAAGGAAGUUGAAGAAAAGGCUCGGUGUGAUCGCUUAGAGGUGGACAAUUUAAAAUCUAAAGCUUCUGAAAUGCUAGCCAGCGGUCAACAGAAUCAAGCAGCUUCUAAAGCACAGGAAACAUUGAAUAAAUUUGACACAUUAUACGAUAAAAUUAAGAAGUUACUUUCUGACCGAGAAGAACAGUACAAGGAUCAUCGAUUAUACAAAGAAGCGCACGACGAGCUUAUUCAAUGGCUUGGAAGGGCGCGAGAAAAGGUUCCAUCUUUAAAAUCUAAACCACUCAGUGAUAAACUUGCAAUUGAAAAUUCCGUUGCACCACUCGAUGCUUUGAUUAAUAAGCAAGCUCAAGGUGAACUUCUUCUAGAACAUCUACAACACACGGGUGAAGUAGUGCUAGCGAGCACAUCGCCGGACGGACAAGUCGUUAUCAAAAACGAAAUGACUGCGCUAAAAGAAAGUUUCGAUCAGCUCUUCAAUGAAAUUAAGCAGCAAAAGAGUCAGUUAGAAGAUGUUGUCAAUCAAUGGCGAGAAUACAAAGAUGAAUAUGAGAGAUUGUCUGAUUGGUUACAGCAAAAAGAAAUCCUUAUUAAAAAUCACAAAGUUGCCUUGUUGGGCACAGCGAAGGAAAAGGGAGGACAAGUCAAUGAGGUUAAAGAAAUCGUCGAUCAAUUGACCAAAGGGAAGGCCGAUAUCGAAAGCUUUAAUGCCUCAGCUGCAGGGCUGCUCUCAUCUCAUUUAGACACUUACGUUAAUAAUCAGUUGCGUCAUUUGAAUUCGAGGUAUCAAGUCCUGGUCAACAUGGCUAAUGAUGUCUUGAAGAAAGUUGAAAACAACUACGAACAGCAUCAGGCUUACGACGAUAAUUAUGCCAAGACAAAGAAAUGGAUCGACGACGCUUGGGAAAUCACGCGCAGUGGAAGCGAAGCAGGGAGCAAUAGCAGCAAGGAGGCUUUACAAAAGCGCUUGGAACAAAUAGAAGACUUACUCAAACGUCGCGAGGAAGGUCAGAAUUUGGUACACGCUACAAUUAACAGCGGAGAAAAAGUCUUGAGAAAUACAAGAUCGGACGGAAAAGAUAAAAUAAAUACGGAAAUCAAAGAUUUGCAGAAUGAAUGGGAUCGGCUCGUUAAGAAAAUGACUACUGCUAAAGUACAUCUCGAGACAGCUCUGUUGCAAUGGGCCGACUACAGCUCGAGUUAUUCCCAGUUGCAGCAAUGGAUAUCGGACAGGGAAGCCAAAUUGCAAGAAGUUUGCGAACAGAAAGUCGCCAAAUCAAAGAAAGGACAAGAUCGACUGGCCGGCCUCACAACAGGGUUGAGCCUCGGCGAGAGGAAAGCGACCCUACGACAAACCAAUAAUAUUGUACAAGAUAUCGUUUCGUUUGAACCAAUGAUUCAGUCAGUUACAUCUAAGGCUUCAGAGUUGAUGCAACAAGCUCCUGCGUCGGAAAUCACCAGCAAGUAUGAAAAUCUUUCGAAACAAGCCAAAGACCUGUAUGAAAAGCAAAGAGAAACGGUGGAACAGCAUCAAGCUUUCAUCGACGCAGGGACAGAUUUUGUUCAAUGGAUUAGAGCUGCUAAAGAGAGACUAGGGAAGUGCUCGGACGCUACUGGCGAUAAGGAGUCUUUGAGCAGUAAGAUUUCACAAUUGAAGGUUCUAGAGAGCGAAUUGCCUGAUGGCCAAGCGAAACUUCAGAAAGCGUUAGAGCAGGGAGAAAUAUCUUGUGGACUGGCUGAUGAAGAAGACAGAGAGGAUAUAGAAGAGGAAGUGGCUCUUAUGCAAGAAGAAUACGAUACUUACGUUGAGCAGCUGAACAAUACAAAGGCACUCAUAGAAGGCGGUAUCGUGAAGUGGACGGAAUACGAAGAACACUACAAAGAAGCCUUGGAAUGGCUGUCUAAGACUGAGACACUGGUGCAAUCCUUUAACAAACUUCAGAAUAAUCUAGAGCAGAAGAAAAUUGUACUGGAAGAGUUCCAAGGUCACUUACAAACACUAUUUGAUUGGCAAGCUGAGCUGGAUAAAUUGAACAUGCGCGCACAAACAUUACUAGAAACAUGCGCAGACACAAGAAUAUCAAAUGGAAUCACCCAGCUCACCACCAAGUAUAAUGCGUUGCUGUCAUUGGCUAAGGAAGUCAUGAAACGCUUAGAACUACACUACCAGGAACACCAACAACACAACGCCCUCUACGGGGAAUGCCAGGACUGGCUCGACAGGACUCGGGAGAAACUGAACCAAUGCGCCGAUAUCCCGAACACCCUCCAAGAAGUCAAUCAUAAACUCAACACUGUCAAGCUAUUGCGCCAAUCUCUAGAACAAGGCCAAAACAAGCUAAGAUAUCUGUUAGAAUUGAAAGAGAAAGUUAUAAUGAACACGGAACAAACCGGUGCAGCAAAAAUACAAGAAGACACGGAUAACCUGAAACAAGAAUUCGAUAAGCUUAUCGCUGACUUGCAAGACGUCCGUAAUAAGCUCACUAACAGGGCGUCUCAAUUUGACGACAUCACUAAAGUACACAAAGGUCUAGUUGAAUGGCUCGACGAUAUAGAUCACAAAAUUCAAGCUGAUGAUUCACUUCUCAAUGAUUUGUCAGAGAAGAAAGCUAAAUUGGAGAAAUUCAAGACCUUUAAUAGGGAUAUUGAUUCACAUAAGGAUUUGGUAAAUAAGCUCAACGAGAAACUACAAGAAGACGCCUCACUGAAAACCAAAGAUUUUGAGGACACUCUCCAAAGAUAUGACGACAUCAAGAAAACUGUCAACGAUAUGAUUAACAAACUGGAAGACUAUGUGAACUCUCACAUUCAGUACAAAGAAUCAUACGACACUUUCUAUGACUGGAUACGUAAUUGCAAAAUUGAAAUACAACAAUGUGCUGACUCCCACGGUGAAAAGGAGGAGGUGCAAAAGAAGUUGAAGAACGUCAACAAAAUCAUGAGUUCGCUACCUAAAGGUAAAGCUUUACUGGAGAAAGCCGUCACGCUCAGUGAGGCUGUCCUCGAAACCACGGGUAAUGAAGGAAAGGACAAUAUAAACCAAGAGAUAAAACAAUUAAAGAUUGAAUGGGAGAACUUGCAGCAGAUUUGUAAGGACACCAAGAAGCUUCUAGAACGAUGCUUGUCCGCAUGGGCCGACUUCACGGAGACUUCCGAGAAAAUGACCAAAUGGGUUAAGGAGUUCGACGGAAAAUUGAACGAUGUAAAAAAAGUCGACAAAAUCACUCCGGAGUACCUAGAAAAGUGUCGCGAUCUCUUAGCGCAAGCUUUGGCAAAUAAGCAUGUGCUCGAAGAAUUAAACGAUAGGUGCGAAAACCUCAUGGAGCAAAGCGCAUGCGCCUGGGUUCGAGACAAAACGGUGAACCUUCAGACCGAGUACACUUCUUUACUUACAAAAAUACAGAGCCUCGUCUCAAACGGAGAAAAGAACUUAUCAGACCACACCGAGUUUAUCAAAGCAAAGCAAGAACUUCAGCAAUGGCUAGAGACGGCACACGGCACAGUACACGAUUCUAUAGGAGUCGGUGAUAUUGAAACAACUAAGGACAAGCUGGAAACCAUUAAGCUGGUCACUAACAGAAUGACUGAGGGACAUCAUUUGCUAGUCGUACUUCAAGAGGCGUUCAAAAAGGCGCUUAAUACCACCCCUCCAGAAGAACAAGACGCGCUUAGAAACGACGUCAAAGUGCUACAGGAAAGCUGGGACCAGCUUAAAAUAGACUUGAAUUCCAUAACAGCUCAACUUAAAGCGGCUAUUGGCAAAUGGGAGGACUUUGAAGAGUCAAAGAAUAAAUUGAACCAAUGGAUCAAGGAUACGGAGCAAAACUUGGACAAAGUACCCCCAACUGGCGGCGAAUUGGGUGAAAUGAAGACGCUUCUUGAAAAAUACAAACAUAUAGAGGAGGAGAUAGACAACAAAAUGCCGGAACUGCAGCGUAUAAAGUGCGAAGGAAACGAACUAAGCAGCUGGGCAAGGAAACCGGCAGUAAAGGAGGCGGUCGUCGAUGUCGAGAACAAAUGCGACGCGCUGCGUGUCAAGUGUGCGGCGAAGAAGGCGGAACUAGAAUCUGAAAUCAAAGACUACAACUAUUACCACCAGUCUCUCCAAGACACGGAAAAAUGGCUGCUGCAAAUUUCAUUCCAACUCAUGGCGCAUAACUCCCUAUACAUUUCUAAUAGGGAACAAACUGAGGAGCAGUUGGCCCAGCACGCGGUUCUUCUCGAUGACAUUCAGAAAUACCAGUCGACUCUAGAUGACCUGGAAGCUAAAGGUCGCGCUCAGAUCGAGAGAUACGAAGCGACGGCGCCAUCCAUUAGAGAUACUGUUGGAAAACAAUUGAAGAACGUCAACGACAGCCACAAAAGCCUACUAGCGACUGCGCUGCAAAUUGAGAGGCGGUUGAGAGAGGGAUUAGCCAAGUUCAAGGAGUACGAAGACACGCUUGAGAGCAUAUUGAACAAUCUGGACGAAUGCGAACCGGCCAUCACUGAGCUGGACGUGCCCGUCGAUGGAUUAGCACACGGCAGGGAUUUGCUUGAGAAGGCCAGGGGCCUCCACAACCGUCUUCAAACGGAGAAAAGUAGACUCUCAGCUGCCGUAGCGGCAUGUUCUGCUGCAGCAGCAUCAGUGUCGCGACCUUCCUCGCCAGCUGACAGCGCCCCACUGCCCAUUCCACCUCGGGAGUUACACGUUCGUGCCAGACUAGAAGAUCUCAUUGACCAGGUUCAAAGUCAUCUAGAUACUCUCAGGGAUGCAGUGCAAGGUAUGGAAGAAGCUAUGAAGCAAGUGCUGGAAAUUCAAGAUUGGAUAAAUGUCCACAAAGCUUUGGCUAAUGAUUGGCUCUCGAACCCGUCUAAGCUCCGACCAGACGCUGCUAAACAAGAUAUGGCCGCUAUGAAUGACGCUUUAGGCUCACUGGCCGAAAAGAGAAACAGAUUAUUUACGGAAAUACCUACUGAAGGUCUCGAAGAUGAAAUUAACCUUGAAGCAGAGCUAACAGAAUUAGAACAAACCAUCCUUAAAGCUAUAGAUAGAGAAAGGGGUAACCAGGGCAUCAUAGAUGACUUCCGCCACAAAUGUCAAGAAAUACACGACUGGUUUGACGCAGUCCUCAAAAAAAUGUGUUUGGCUGAUAAAGGAUCGGGCCUACCUUGUCCACAGAAACUAAACGCGUUGAGAGAACUUUCGUCUGAAUUCGACCAAGCUGGCAAAGAUAAAGUAGAUAACAUAAAGACUAUCGGUUCAAAAGUAAUCAAUAUUGUGAGCAACUUGGAAUCACAACAAGUCGAAGAACAGAUGAAAUCAGUCGAGAGAAGAUACAAUGACAUCGGUAAACGCAUUCAACGAAAAUUACAAAUGCUCGAAAUCACGUACAAAGCUAUCGACGGAACUAAAAACGAAGUCGCUGCUCAAAACGAAUGGCUUCAAAACCAAAUUGACAGUAUUCAGCAUCCUGAACCCUUAGGCUUUGAAAGUAAGUCUGUAAAAGAACGUCAAAAGAAGAUGGCCAAUCUUCUUAAGGAAACAGACAGCAAAAAGACAGUUAUAGAUUCCCUUGAGAAGAAAGUUAGCAACAUUCAAUCUGAGUUGGAACCGUCAGAGCAAAUGCAAUUGGAAUCUGAACUUAAUGAGCUGGCCUCCAAGCAGAAACAACUAUCGUCUCUUAUCAAACAAGAAAUUGAAAGAUUAGGCAGCUGCCAUGAAGUCAGGAAGAGAUUGGAAAAUGAUAUGGAGAAAGCUAAAAAUUGGCUCAAAGCUAAACUGGCUGAAAUCAAGAAACUGGGUGGAGCAGUACCUCUAGAAGCGGCAAAAAUUGAAAAGGAAGCUGUGGUUCAUAAGAAUCACCAGACAGAACUGGCUGCUUUCCAAAACGAUACUCUUAAUGAAGUUUUACGACAAGGUAAUGCUGUUUCUAAGGACUGCUCUACCGAGAACCGAGCUAAACUUCAAGCUAUGUUAGAAGACCUUAACAAAAUGUACACAACUGCCAAAGUAGACAUCGAUGACAAAUUAACAGCAUUAAACAAGUUGCUACAUAUUAGAAAUGAAUUUGAGGCUGAUGUAGCGAAGAUUCAGAGCUGGUUAAAUGAAGCUGAAGUAGCAGCUACACCCGAACUGAGAACAACAAGUCUGCAAUUAUUAGAGGAACAAUUAGUCAAAUUCGAGAAGCUCAGCAAAGAAGCAGAACAAGUAGAGAAGAACAUAAAUAAAAUCAAAGAUAAAUCUAAAGACAUAAUGGAUUCCUUAUCUGAUUCCAACAAGUUGCAACUUAAGGAACAAGUCAAUAUCCUGUCUGAUAGAUUUGCGAGACUUAAUGCUAUUAUUCACGAUAAGAAAAAUAUUCUAUUGAAACACAUAAAAGAGUACAAGGAUGCUGCUGCCAAGAUUGCUGCAGCCCUCGAUUUCCUCAAUGAGAUUCAGAAUAAAUUGAAAGCUUUGAACAAACCAAUCGGCAGUAAGGUUGAGGACGUCUUACCCGUCAUACAAGCAUACGAAUCUAUUCUAGAAGACUUGAAAAAGAACAAAGCCAUGCUUAAUGAAUUGCAAGGCGGUAACCUGCACGAUUUACAGGAUAUUUUAACGAAACAAGACGAUUUAAUGAGUACCAUUGAAGACCAAAUAUCAAAACUGAAGCAGCUGUUAUUGUUGCGUGAACAGUUCUUUGCACUCGUCAAAGAGAUUGAAGAAUUUAUCACAAAGUAUACUGAGUUGACAUCAGAAAUCGAAAGAUCUAACGAUUCUCUUGAUGAUAAAAUAAAACGAUACGACGAUAUCAUAGUUAAAAUACAGGGAUGUGAAGCAUUAUUGGCAACAGCUACUGACAAAGGUCAGCAAAUUGCCGCUGAAGGUACUGUUAUCGACAGGAAUAAUAUAACAGAACUGCUACAAUCUUUGAAACAGCAAUUGCUAACUUUACGGCGUACAGUUGAAUCCAAGAGACAGGAACAUGAACGAGCAGCCGCCGAACACAAGAAAUUGACUGCUGAUUUAUCUGAAAUAUUGCAAUGGCUACAUGACAAUGAAGCCGUAGUCCACUCUAGACCACUUCUAAACCGAGACGUUGCUAGUGUAGAUAAGAAACUAGUGGAACACGCGACGUUGGUUAAAAACGUUCAAUCUUACCUGGACAAACUGACAAUCAUCACGGAUGCCAUUAAAAACGACGACGGAGUACCUGGGUCGCUACUAGAAAUGGUUUCAGAUGGGAACUCACUCAAAACAUCGUUACCAGCGGAAUUAGCUAACAGAGAAAAACACUUACAAGAUAACAAAAAGUACAGACAACAAUACUUGCAAAUGGUUGAAAAACUGAACAUUUGGAUGAACGAAGCAAAUAUACGGCUUGAUAUGGGAAAGAACGGAACGGACUUUGAGAAUAUAGAAGCCGAUUUGGAAGAACAUAAGACUUUCUUCAGUGCAUCGGAACCGGAGAUGAAGGAUUUAGUCGGGAAGCGAAUGCAAGAUAUAGUGGAUAAAAUAUGGUCUUCGCUGACGCCGUCGGAGCAAGAGGAGUUGUCGAAAGAACACCAGAAAAACACGCAGCUGUUAAAGAACACCUUGAACUCGGCUAAGUCGCGGCAAGCACAGCUGGAGCAAGAUCUAGAAAUCUGGAAGGACUUCUGUCAACUGGUAGAGAAAAUAAAGGCCAUUUUGGAUAAGAACGAGAUUGUUGAAGAACCUGUGACCAGCGUUGAUGCUCUUCGAUUGCACUUGGAGAAACUUAAUCACGCCAAGAACGAUUUAGAGAACCAGCAGCCGCUUCUCGACGUUGUUCGGGAGCGUGCUCGCGAACUAUCAAGUGGCGCAGACGCAGCGAGCGGUGAACGCGUCGAGCAUCGAACCCGGGAGCUCGCUGAACGUUGGAACAUCGCUUGUGAAGGGCUAGCCAAACGUGCCGCAACAACUGAUUCCCAGCUCCACCGCUGGACCCAGCUCCUCGAUUCGCAGAGGAGCCUAGCCUCCUCCAUCACAGCAGCAUCAGACAGGCUUCGGCAACUAGACGCCAACCCGAGCACCAGGAGGCGCGCGGUCGACACCCGUCAUGCACUGCAGGAGCUCCAAGCCGAAGUAUCCAGCCUGGAAGAGAGCAGAGACGACUUGUUAGAGCACGCGGAUUUCGUCGUCUCCCUUCUGACACCGCAUUCGCAACAACUCGCACAAGACACGAGAACCGGAGUGCAGGAGCUAGUGGAGGCCUAUGAGAAAUUGCGACAGACGCUUGCGGCGAGACUCGAGGAGAUCGACAAAAUCGUUUCCGAGUUCGAUCGAGUAUCGGAGAACAUCGAAAAGCUCCGGCAACAGAUCGAGGUCUACAUCGCCAAAGUCGGGACCUUCUACGUCUACGGAGACGACGACGCGGAGGCGGUACGCGCUCUAGCGAAACAGGUCACAGAUCUAGUCGAUAAGACGAAGAACUUCACCGAGGAUAGCAGAAAACGAUACGGCGGCGCGGCGCCCGCGGACGUCGCGCAGGAGUUAUCGGCCUUAGAAUUAUCGGCGGAAGCUUUAGCCGCAGCGAUGGAGGAGAAGGAGAGGGAGUGGAAGAGAGCGAGGACGGCGCGAACGGAAUACGCCGCGGACGUCGAAGGCGUCCAAACGUGGGUCCGCUCCGCCGAGCUCACCGCUAGGGAGAGGACUCUCCCCCCGGAAGCGUACAAAGAACGUUUGGUGUCGACUAGGUCAGAAAUUCCAAGCGUCGCUGACCGUGUGGAAAGACUGACGCGCAACGCACGCGCGAUCGUAGAGGGAAGCAGGGACGCCGGUGAACGGCAAUUAAUCCAAUCUACAGUUACCGCGCUGGCGGAACAAUUUAGCGCGGUCUGCAGUGAACUGGAAACGCGACAGGCGGCCGUCGAGGACGCCUGCGAUGCCGUUGCCAGGUUCCUGGCUCUAUUGGAGAAGGUCCUGCUUUGGGUGGAAACGCAGCGUGCUUUCCUUGCGCGGCCACUUCCGUUGGCCGACUUGCAGGAGGCCCAACAGAAACAGACUGAAUACGGGAACGCUCUCAAGAGUUGUAAGCAGCAAGGUAAAAAUUUAGCGGACAUGUCUAAAGAAAUCGAAGCGAUCGAACGUGUCACGAGUCCGGGAGAUCUACCUUCGAGAUUAGAGGCGGCUGAAAAUGCGACCGUAGAUGUUGAAAAGAAAUUAGCUAAAACUAACGGUUUGUUACAAGAGUUGGCGGAAGAAUGGGAGAGAUGUGAGAAGAAAUUGAAAGACGUCGGACACUGGAUUGAAGCCACGUCCAGAACCCUCGAUGCUCCGCAGAGUGCGAAAAAGCCUCUCAGAGAUAGACUGGCAUUAAGAGAAAAACUUAUCAAUGAUAUUUCAACACAGAAAACAAAAAUAUCGUACGCGGUCGAGAAACUCAACGUUCACUUCGGGCCUGAAGGUGUAGCGUCACAAAAUCAGUUCCCUGAAGGUGUGCAAAUAGCUGCGCGGGAGUUGUGCGAGUCUUUGGAUUCGCUCAACGCUAGAACAUCAGCUCAAGCGCAACAAUUUGCGGCAGCGUUAGCACAAGUAGAGGCUUACUGCGCCGACAUCGUGCGCCUGCGGACUCAAUUGCUCGACGCCGAGCAACGUCUGAGGCACGCCGCUCAGCCUAACUACAGUCCUCGGGAUCCAGACACGAAACUCAAGCACCAACAGGAAGUCACCCGGCGUAUCGAAGAGCUGACUCGGAGCAUCUUCGAGUUGGACCCAUUCUACGUGAUGGAAGACGACCCGGCGGUGACUCUUGCGAUGCUCGUGUCCACUGCUGACAGAGCGCGCCUGAACCGCCGCCCGCGCUCUCCUGAGCGACGCGAAACCGCCCUCCGCGCGCGAAGCCCUGCUACCCCUGCCUGGCUUCAACCCGGCACCACUUACGCCGAGAUAGUGAAGGGUCAAAACUCGCGCUCUAGUUCUAUUAACUCUAGACACCACAGUGCGCAGAGACUCACGCACAGAGUGCAUACUCCAGAUCAUAUAGAGAGUGAAAUCAUAGAACCGGUAAUCAAGGAAAUUACCGUUGAAAGCGUAAGCCCCGAAAUCACAUAUCAUAGUGAUAGUGUACUCAGACAAUCUUCACCUAAUAUCAGUGACAGAAUGGAUUACAGUGAAACCGUACAGUGUCAUAGUAGUGAAAGUGAUAUGUAUAGUGAUAAUGUCCGCUAUGAAUCGGUUCUAGACACGCAAAAUUACUUAUCUUCUGAAUAUCAGAGUUUGGACACUGUGUCUUCCAAUUUGAUCUUAACAGAAGGAACGAGUAUUCCUCCCCAAGCUCGUGCCAUAAAUGAGCUACAGCCCCCUGACGAUAGGGCUAGAUCUCUUAGUCCAGCGACAAAAUAUAGAUCACAGGACCUAUCGUAUGCUGAAAUACUAGCGCUUGGACUUAAAAAGCAGCCAAAGACCCACAUAAUCAUGAGCUUGCCUAAACCACAAGUUGCACAUGUAGAGAUGGUUAAGGAAAUUACCGUUGAAGUUGAGAAAGCUCCACAACCGAUUGAACAAAAGACGCCACCACCAAAAUACAGAACUGAGCGACCAGAAAGGCCUCAGCGAAGCCGUUCAAGGGACAUGCCUCGUCAACGACGAGCUCCAGAAAAACGUGCAACAAGGGCACAUGACACACAAACUUUCAAAAAGAAGAGAAUAGCUAAGAAAGUAAUGGAGGUUAAGGAGUUUGAUGAUGCCCCUGAAAUAAUAUCUGAUGAAGUAUCUCCAUAUGUUGAAAAGCGCAACGAUGCGAAACGAGAUACAAAUGAGAUUGAAACUAUUCCAGUUAAAAAUCCUGAAAUAAUAAGUUGCCUUCCAGAAUCAAAAAAUUCAAGUGACAUCGACGAGAAGUCUGAUGAAAUAAUUGGCGAUGUUGCUGCUAAAAAGCAGAAAAAGAGGCAAAAACAAAGACGUAUUAAACCGAAUGAGGAUGAAAUUGAAAAAGCAUUGAAAGAAAUCGAACAAACCACUAAGCAAAAGAAAAAGAAAUCAAAGGGACUUCAUGAAAAAGCAAAAGGAAAUGUUGACAUUACAAAUAUAACUGAGUCUCCUGUUAGUCGUUUGGAAACAAGCCCACAUGCGGAUUACCCUCUUAAGAUAACUGACUCAAAAAUGAAAUGUGAAAACAUACAUUCUGUAAAAGAAAAGGACGAAAAAGUUCACUCCAGUUUUACUAAAAACAUUUUAGAAUUAAAUGUAUCUAAUGUGAGUAACAUUGAAAGUAAGAAAUCUAUUGAACAAGCUUCUGUAACAAAUUCAAAAAUGAAUAAAACGGAUAAUAAUAACGAAGAUACAAAAUCCAAAAAGAAAAAGAAGUCCAAAAAAAAUAAAACUAUCCCUGACACUCAGUCUGAAGUACAGACUAAAAUAAAACCAUGUCGUGAAACAGAUAAAAAACCUGAAAUAGAUUCGCUAUUGCGGCAACAUAUGGAUGAAAGCAACAUCAAUGCAAAAACUGACGCAAAAGAGAGUAUAAUAACUUUAGACUGGAAUACACUCAUGGAAGAAGAGAAAAAUAUUGCGGAAUCACCAGUUUCUUUUGGCAUCGAACAUAUUUCUAUCAAUAAUAUACCAACACAAGUGGCUACCGAAGUGGAUAUUCUUCCAGAAAGAAAUGAAAAUAUCACAGAUUCAAAGAAGAUCAAACCGGAAAAUAUAUUAGAACCUGUGUCUUCUACAACGUUGGUGGAAGAAACCAGGGAAGUUUCGCAGACAACUACAGCUGAAACUCUAAAAGAGGUUCAGGAAGAAAAAAAUCAACCCUCAGGACAAAAUGAUUUUGAAAUCAAGCAAGGUGAUUUGAUUAACUUCGAUUAUAGUCAAAUAGAAGAAAUACAGAAAACUGCAUCAGAAGUGCACAUAUUGCAAGAACGUAAUAACACCAAAUCUUUAUCUCAAACUCAAGAUUAUUCAUUAGGUGGUGGUAAAACCAACAAUAACUUUUCUAUUUCAAAGAAAGCCGACCAAAACGUUCAGAAUAUCGACAGUAACAUAGAUGAUACCAUAGUGGUAUCAACUGUUGAAAGUGAGCAAAAUAAUAACUAUAAGUUGUCAUCACCUCAGACAUCUAAAGAAGUAAUUGAUGUUGUUCAAGAGGUUCAAACUUAUGAACCCAAGGAAGUAGAUACUCAUACUAUUUAUCUUAUAACUCACGAAGAGAAAAAGUUACCCCCAAUAAGGACGGUAAAGGUUUUCACUAGUAAAGAAGGAACUUCUAAUAAAGCGACUAUAAUGUUGGAUGGUACUCAAGACAAGAUGGAAUCCUGUCAAAACGAAGAUAAUGCUCAAAUAAAUGUUGAGGAACAAAAAGCUUUAGAUCAAAAUAUAUCGAAAGCAUUCAAUUUAAACGAAAUCAUAAAAAUUGAUGAUGCAACGAAUACGAAGUCAAAGGAUACUACACUCAAUGAAAUAAAAACGGAAGUUGCACUCGUUAAAAAAGCUGAGUGUGGGAUAGAUUUGCCAGAAAAACAAGUAGAUCAAUCUGAUAAUUUUGAAUUAGAAGAAGUAAUAUUUGGUUCGGUGCAAGACAGAAAAAAACCUUUGUCUGAGAUGUUCGAAUCUUCCAUUCCUUAUCAAGCACUAAGAGAUGAAGUGAAAACAUAUUCUAUGGACUUAGAUUUUAAUACAUUAGAAUAUAAUUUCUACAAACAAAUUAUUAAAACAAAAACCGAGGACAAAACGAUUGAAGCAAGUCCAAGUAAUAUAUUAAUAUCUCAAUCGAACUUCAAGCCGAUCGACGAUGAAAGGACAUGUAAAGAGAUCGAUUUUUGUCAGCUAAAUACUAUUGUAAAGGAAAAUAGUGGAGUAAUCAAUGAUGGCGUUGGUACAUCGACGAAUUCGAAGAACUGUGUCACUAUGUACGAUAAAUCUUACAAUUAUCAAGAUAUUGACGAUUCUGAAUCAUUAUUAGCGACGUUGGCAACUCAGAAGCUAGAGAAACAAGACGUAAUGUCUAAUACAGACGAACCUUCAAAUCGAGGCAAUUUGACGUCCUGUAUUUCAUACGGUUCGUCUGAUGAUAAUAAAUCAAGCAUAAAUACAGAGAAUGGAAAGGAUUCGCAACGCCACUUAGUGGGUAAUCUUCUUCAGUGUGAGAUACCAAAGCAAUGCUAUUAUGAUAUGCAAGAUGCAGAAAAACUAUUAGCUUUCGCCAUAGAAAAAUCCCUGAUCGAUGGAAAAAAUAAAAAGCAAGAUAAUGUGCAUAUAAAUGAAUCGAAACGUGCUCAUAUUAGUCCUUUAAAAAGUUUCGAAAAGCCACAAAAUUCUGAUGAAAAACAAAAUAAAGAAGAAUAUUCAUUUGAACAAGCAACUUACGAUCGGUACGAAAUUAACCAAGCUGAAAAACAACUCGCUAUCCUAAAGACACAAAACCUAAAUACAGAACUCGACAAUAUUAACAUGAAUACAAUUGAGAAUACUGACAAACCUAAAGAUAUGAAUAAAAAUAUUCAAAAAGACGAUUUUGACGUGUUAUAUUAUUCCUAUUCUGACUUAUCAGACGCUGAAAAACUAUUGGGUAAAAUUUCUUUAAAUGCCCCCCGUGAAGCUGUAGAUAAUAGUGCCGUUGCUAAUGAAUGCAAGGCGAAAUUAAAUAAUACAAUCCAGACCGUUACCGCUGAACCAGAAAAAAUAAACAACUGCGAAAUAUUAAUGUUUGAUUUAUCGCCUUAUAGUUAUUAUGACAUAAUGGAUGCUGAAAUGCGAUUGGCCAAACUUCUUACUCAAAAACAAAAUGAUCAAUGCAUUUCUGAAACAACGCCAUCACCUUCCGCUGCAGAUAGGAAAACGAAUCCGAAUAAGGUUGUGAAAGAUGAAGUGAUUACUGAAACUGAAUUGUGUAACGAUGAUAUAGAAAAUGAUAUAGCAAUGCCCGUAAUUGAGACAGAUUUUGAACCAACAAAAGAAUCAAAGACAGAUUUUUCUGAAAUGAUACUGGAGCAAGAAAUCUAUGUAAAUAAAGGUGCAAUAUGUGAUGGAAAAGAUUUUAAAGAUAAACAUGAUAAAGCAGAACUAAAUGAUGUGUCUAGUAUAGAUAGAAUGGAAACUUCGUUAGUUAAUAUGGUUUUUGGUAACAUCGAGAAUAUGCACGUACCUCUUACUAAGCCCACGGACCAAGCGGAUACAGAAAUGUCUUCAAAAGAAGUCGAUGAAUUUUUAUUUGUUGACAUCAUAAAAGACAAUAACGAAGAUGUGGUUGAUUUUAAAGUAUGCGUAUCCUUGCAGGAUUCUAGUGACUUAAUGAAAUUCGAUAAUAAUAAAGCUAAACAUAUUCCUAUUAAGGAAAGUUCUUUAGAUAUAGUUGAAAACACUAUAAAAGUAAUACACAACACUAUUCAAGAAAAUAGUUUGCAAGCUUCACUUCAACUACCCGCAGAAGAGUGUAAAGAAAUUACUACUUCCAAAAAACCUAUUACAUUGAGUACAACGGAAUCAACAGAUUCAACAAACACAAGUGUAGUCGAUCGGUCUUUGAUUACUGAGAUUGUUUCAAAAAUGGACUAUGAUAAAAUACCUUCCGACGUAGAUGAAGAUUUCGAAAUAAUAUCUACACAGCUUAGUGAACUCCAAGAACCUGAAAUUAUUGAUUUUAACAAACCCCACCCUAUCUCGGCGGAGCUGGAAUUUAAGCCCCAGAUUAUUUCAAUUGAUGCCCAUCAGCUUCUACAAUCUGAUACGUCUGGUAGCAUGGAUACGGAACAAUGUACGGAUUUAGAUAAAUUAAAUAUGGAGUAUGAAAUUAUAAGCCCGCAUUCCGCUACAGAUUCAACGCGCGUUGAAAAGUCACCUAUCCAUAGCUUGCAUGAUCUUUUGCCCGAGAUAGAUUCUAUACCAGAGUUCAAACCUUCUUAUCCGAAUCCCAUCCCUUUCUUUUCUAAAUUAUCUGCUGAUGCACCAGAAUUUACCCCUUCCUAUAUGUAUAAAAGUAUUCAACCCGAACUAGUACCUGAGACUAUAGUAGAAAGCAAAGAGCAAUGUUCCAAUUUAUCAUUUAAAAAUAUUGACUGCACGGUAGCGAAAGAUGAAGGAGAAACAUGUUCGAUGCUUCUCAAAGGUAAGAAAGAAGACCUUCCAGAUGAAGAUUUCAAAGGAUAUAUAACUGAUUCUGUGCCUACAAAACGGAUUGAAAUAAAACGAGAUUCAAAACAAAAUCAAGAAAUCGUACUUACAGAGAAAUUAGAACCAACAUGCGAUUUCGAAAAAACAAAGGAUGAUAUUUUGACAUCGUUAAGUAGUACUGAAAAUGCAUAUCCAUUAAUUAUAGAUGAUAACAAGUCUUAUGCAGAUGUCGUAGCCGAUAGUUUGUUGCCUGAAGCAAAGAAUACGGAAUAUCCUGAUAGUUUUGAAAGUAUUGCAAUCCACCAGUCUAAGAGUUGUGAAGAAGUAUUUGAAAAGCACCCUAACGUCAUUCUUGCCAAGGAAGAGGCGAAUAACUCAUGGGCAAAAAUAGCAGCAACAAAAUGUCCUUCAAAUGUUCAUGCUGAAAAAAUUGAGCAACAAUCUCCCCCAAGAGCUAGUCAAAUUGCGCAUAAAGCUCCGGUUAUUUUGGUCGAUGAGGCUGGUGCAGAAUAUCACAAAGUCCAAAAAGAAGUCGAUGCUGAAGGGUUUAUCACAGUUGAAAGAAGUAGGCGUUCACGGUCAAAGUCGAGAGAUGUGCGUUCGACGUCUGUUCCUAAAAUGCAGCAAAAUGUUACAACUCGUGAUAAAUCUGAGAACAGGUUUGAUGCUUUAUGUGGUACUCUUAAAGCAGAUGAUGUAGAUUCGAAUCCAAGUGUACACUCGGAAGAAGAACAACAAGGAUCUAAACCAAAACAACGCAAGAGUAGAUCGUCAAAAUCUAAAGACAAAUCUGUACAGGUAACUAAAGUUGUCGAAACAAAGAAGAAGGAAGAUAAAUCUAAGGAGUGUACGAUUUUGUCCUCAGAAUAUGAAAGUGCAAACCUUUCAGUAACAAUAUCACAGCCGGAAAAAGAAAGCAAAAAGAAACCAAAGAAAAAGAAGAAAAAUAAAAAAUCGGCCAACAAGGAAGAAGAUAUUACCUGUGAUGAAUCUCCUGUCGUUGAAGUAAUGCCAGAUUCACUCAUAGAAUCACAGAUUGAUGAUACAACUAUUUCCUCAAGUGACUUAAUUAAAACGUCUGUUUCUACUCCAGACUCUAUGCACACUCCAGUAAAAGAUCGAUUUUAUUCAGAUGCACAAUUUUGGAAAGUAGAUGCUACUCAAGUGACCGAUAUAGAUAACCUGUCUGAAACUUUAAUGAUAGAAUUAGAUGUAGAACAAAAAAGUCAUUGCGCUACGAAUGCAGAAAAACAGAUUACGCCAACAGAACCGAUUACAGUAAAAGAAGAAAAAUCUGAAGUCUCUUCUCAACAAGAACAAGCACCAAAAGAAUUUAAUAUAUCAGAAGAACUAUCUCUGGAGUGUAAAAUGGCAGAUUUACAACGCGAGAUUGAGGAAAUGUUACUUCCAGAAAACGAUAACUCUGUCAUAAGUGAUAUAACACCAAAGGAAUUAAUAGACUCAAAUGCAUCGCUGGACGAACAAGAUGAAAUUUCAGAUAAUAUGUCUCCUUCACUUGCGUCGCCAGAACCUGACGAUUAUCAGCAACUACCAACGAUGCACUUGGAAAGUAAACCUAUUAUUGAAACUACAUCUUCAAAACCAAUAGAAGAACUACUCCUAGAAAACCCGGAGAUCAAUGAUUCCCUGUCUAUAAACAACCUUUUAAAUACUAACACCCUAAAUCAUUUGAAAACUGAUACAUUCUGGAUCGAAAAAUCGGUUAUUGAUGACGCGGAAACUCGUAUGAUAAAGCAAAUACUUAUAACAAAAGAUAAAUCUAAUAGUGACUUAAUCGUAAACGAAACUGAUACGGUUAAAUUAGAACAAAAUCUCAUGAAUGACUCUUCAUUUUGGCCUGAAAAAUAUUUAUAUCACGAUGCUGAAUGUCAUUAUUUCCAACAGAAGCAAAUAAAAUUAGAACCUCUGCCUAUAACCGACAUGCUAUUGACUAAAGACGACAACGACAAGGACCGCGACCCCGGUAGUGGUUCCGGUCACUCCUCUGACGUAGAGGAGAAGGAUCCUCUCGGGUCUUGCGGUUCGCCGUUCGAUUCUAACUAUAUGUCGAUGGACCUACCCGGUGGCAUCUGUAGUUGGAAAGAUCAAACUUCCUAUCUCAGCGUCGAAACGCCUACCGAUUCUCUGCUAGAAUCGGUGAGCGAAGACUUGUCUCGUAUAGGGUUCGAUAUCUCAGAGGAUUCACUAACCACCCCCACCCUAGAACCUGUCGCCUCACCCCGCCCCCCACAGGAGCAGUCGACCGAAGCGGGCCCCCGGACAACCAAGGAUGAGUUGUCUAACGAUAUUGAGUCGUUACUCGAGGACGUGAAGAUAGUUCAGGCGAACCUAACGGAUCUGCCGAAUGAAAGCCUCGAAGCCAUGGAGCAAGGGCUGAAGGAGGGUAUAUCAAUUCUAGUCAAGUGUGAAGAAGCAGCCGCGAUUUUGGAGCAAAAAGUCAUGGAGUACCGCCACGAGCAGGAUGUGCAAAAUCUGUUAAAGGAUCUCGUUGUUAUGAAAGCUAGGAUUGCCAAGUUAUUGAUUCAAGCCCGACAGGGACUGAUCACCAUCCAGGACGCUAAAAAGGAAAUCGCAGAGCAGAAUAUGAUAAUAGAAGAACAAAAGCAAAAAAUAACCAAACUAGACAGAUGGCUCGAAACUAUUAAUAACGAACUAAAGGAAUCAACUCAGCAGUCUGAAGUUCUCAACGAAGACAAUAUUUUAAGAUACAUUGAGAUAUACGAACGUUACAUUAGAGAGUAUGAGGAAUAUAAAAUUAUUUUGAAAUCUAUUUCUUUGGCAAUAACUGAAGAUUCUAGUCAUGUUAAGGAAAAAAUUAAUAUUACUAAAAAGACCUUAGAAGAAACAAAAAAUCUAGUCAUUAAUGAAAUUGAGAGGUUAAGAGAAAUAUUAAUGCAAUUGAGGAGUGCACCAGAAGUAAUCGAGGAGGAUAUAUCUCAAACUGAUAGGACCAUAGAUUCGACAUCUAUGCCAGAAGAAAUAGUUACACCACGAGACACAAACGCAGAAGCAAAAUCAGACAAGAAAGUCAUAAUAGAAGAACCCUUCUUACAAGACAAUACAGUUACUCAGGUUCAGACUGAGCUACAAGAACCUGAAGCUAAAAUAAAAACAUCUGCUACGAUUGAAACGCAAACUGGUCAGAGUCUCAUGUCAGAUAAACUGUCAGUCUCAGACAAAUCUGUUAUUUGCCAACCCGACCCUAUAUCUACCCAUGAUGUAUCUAUAACAUGUGCACCACCAAAAGACAUUGACGUCCAAACAAGUGAACCUGUUUCGCAAGAUAAAGAGAUUCUAGAAAAUAUUCUAAUUAAGAAGACUAUUUCAGAUGGCCAUGAGACUAUUGAAAUUGAAAGUAAACCAGUUAUCAGAGCAUUUAAAGCCGACGAGAAGUCUUUGGUUGUUGGAGCUGACUAUGAAGAUACUAAUGUACAACGUGAUUCUACUCUUAAUAUAAUUCAUAGCCUUCCGCAGUCAUUUGAAACUGUCAUGGUAGAGCCAGAUGAAACUACAACAGAAGUUGUUGUUGAUGCCGAUGGAACUAAACGAAUAAUUGUGAAAAAAGUACGUAAAACACUCGUAACAAGACAAAAAAUAAUUCAUUCGCAACAACGAAACACGGAAAUUCUAUCGACUGAGGAGAUUCCGCAAGAACAAACGUUUAGCCAAAUAACUCUGACAGGAGACAAAGGAUUGUCUACUUCAAUCUUAGACGAGGGAGUUACGCAAAAUGUGCAAUACCAGUUGUAUGGUGGCGAAGUUCUGUCACAACUUCCUAGUGGAGAAGUGACUAUUCAAGAGUUUACGUCUAAGCCAGAUAUGAUAAUUUCACUAGAAAAAGGUAUGAAACCGGAUGAUAUACUGCAACUGGCAGAAGGUGAAAUCAAGCCACACAUAGAAACAUCUUCCUCGAGUAUCACUGCGGUGGUACAACAAGUGACUAAAAGGAUAAUCAGAACAAGGCGCCGCAUUAUUAGAAAAGUGGUCAUAAUCGAUGGCAAGGAACAUGUAACUGAAGAAGUUAUAGAUGAACCUGAAAAUAUUGAGGUUUCUGAAGAACAGAUUCCUAGAGUUUCUAUAAAUGUACGCGAUGAUGGUUAUAUUGUUGGUACUUCAGAACCUGGUGAUGAUAAUGAUAAAGAUAAUGAUACUCAUUCGUUUUCCGGUGAUCAGAAGAAGCCUCCUGGUUUAACUGAACAACAUAUAGAUACUUCCAUAAAAACAACUGAGACUGUACCAGAAACAAACUAUAGUGCUAUAGAUAAUGACGAUUCAAAAAAAACUAGUAAUCAAUUAGACAAUAUCAAUAUCGUCCAAGAAUCUAUACAAAAUGAAAACCUACUCCAUGACCAGAAAUUACGUGAUACGGACAGUAAGCUGGAUUCUGUUGAUGUUUUGGAUUCCAAUAAAACUAAUUUAGUUCAGAUAGAGGAAGAAUUAUUGCCAGGACUUGAACAUUCGGCUAUGGAGAUGUCAUUCAUGAACACGUCUUCUGUAAUGAAACAGGUUACUCGAAGAAUAACAAAAUCAAGGAAACGUAUUAUAAAACAUAUUACUAUAAUAAAUGGUAAAGAACAUGUAACAGAAGAAGUCAUUGAGGAGCCCGAUGAUGUUGAAACUAUUGAAGAAGAGCCCACAAUAUCGUACAGUUUAAAAGAACAAGGUUCAAAACGCGUGAGAAGUAUAAAACGUGUAAAAGUCAUUGACGGUAAGGAACAUGUUACUGAGGAAAUAAUCGAAGACUCCGGUGAUGAAAAUGAACCGACUACGGUGAUUACACCGGAAUUUGAUAAUGAUGACAAGUCCGGACAAAUAGAUAUUCCAGAUAUUAGUGAAGGUAUUGUUUCUCAUCCUGCCGAUGACUUUGACAGUGAAAUUCAAAAGGAAUCUUCUGAAGCAGCAAUAAGUAUGUUUGACCAUAAAAGAGACAUUACACAAAACGUAGGUGAUAUAGCUUUGAAUCUCGAUUCACAUGAAAUGCAGUCGGAUACAUAUUUGCAGGCUGGCCAUAUAACCGAACAAAAUAUUGCAAAUUACAAACAAAACAUUCCUAUUGAAUCUCAGCAUCUAUUAAAAUCAGAAAAAGAAGCAACGCAGAAAUUGUCUCCUAAUGACGAAAGUAAAAUCACGAUCAAUAAGGAACUCUCUAAGGAAUCUUUUUCGGAACAAGAAACAAAUAUUUGUAAAACAACUGAAAAUUUGGAAAUCGAAGGAAAAAAUAGUCAUAUUCAAAUUCCAGUGCUACAAACAAAAAUGCUUGAAGAACAAUUAAUAAAAAGGGGCAAUUUGGAUAAACAUAUCUCUGAAGUAACGAAAAGUUUAUUAGAAAGCGAGAUUGACCACGGCACUCUUAGUUACUCUUCGAAAUCUCAUAUUCCUCAGGUUGAAGAAAUUGACACACAUGUGGCUGAAACAGAAAGUUCUGCUAAAAUAAUAGAGGAUGCAAUUGUGAGUCAACCCAAACCAGAAGAAAUGAAAGUAGCAAACCUAGAAAAAGUUAAUUUCGAAGAACACAAAGAUUUGUUACCUAGUACGGGAAAGGAGCACAAGGACUCUGAAAUAGCUAAAGAACCAUGUACAGAAAACAUUACUGCAGACGAUGAAAAUUAUAUUAAGUCUCAAAUAAUAAGAAAAAGGAGAAAAGUCAUAAAACGUACUCAAAUCGUAGAUGGUAGAGAACAUGUAACAGAAGAAGUCAUAGAAGAACCGGAUGACGUUAUUACAAUUGAUGAAAUUCCUGAGACCGCUCAUGUUCUACAAGAAGAAGGUUUAAGGACUAAACGCAUUAAAGUAAUCCGUCAAGUGCAAGUUGUCGAUGGUAAGCAACAUGUUACUGAACAAGUAAUAGAAGAGCCAACUGAUGACUAUACCUCAGAUAGUACUGUGACUGCUGAUAUUAACUUGACGUUAUCAAAACCAGCUUUUGGGGUAACUGUAGAUUGGGAACCAUUCAGUAAGAUAGCAGAACAACAGAGCGUUCCGAUUGAGACUAAAGAUGCAGACCAUUUAAAAAAUGAAUCUAAAAUUGUACAAGUUGCAGAAGAAACUGACACGGACUUCAAGAAUCGUACUGACACUUUAAGUUCAACUAAAACAAAUUUGUCCGGUUAUGAAUUAAAAAUAAAAUCAGAAGUUAAUGUAUCUCAAGCAGAUGAAGUUGUGUCCACUGUUGAAGACUCUAAUAAAGCUAACAUUGGUCCUGUAGGGCAUAGGGAAAAAGAAAUUGUAUUUUCUGACAGUGCUUCAAAACAAGGCAAAGAUGUCAAAACUUUUGUCGAUCAGCUCUUAAUUGAUGAACAUCAAACACCGAACGUUGAAAGCUUGGAAACGAAGACUACUGCAAGUCAGAACACUAAUCAAGAUCUUGAAAACAUCAUAAAAGCCAACACAUUAACAGACAACGUAUCAAUCAAGGAGAAAGUUGAACAAUAUUUACCAGGCGAAACUAGUAUUAAAGAUGCACCCUUCGAUAAAAAGCGACCAGACCAACUAGAAUAUAUAGAGGCUUAUUCUAAUUUACAAAUUAGAUCAAUAGACGAUGCUGUGAUACCAAAAACUAUUGACACUAUGCCAGAAAAGAUCAUUUCUCAGGACGAAACAGACAAAAUAACAAGCUUGUUAGAUCCAUGCCAAGCUUCUGUAGACAAGCCUAGAGUGGAAUCUAUUCUAUCAUUUACGGACAGGAAUACUCCAAAAAAUUCUGAGGCAUCAAAUAUCUUACGAUUGGAGUCACAGGAUGAAAAUGCUUGUUAUCUUGAAUAUACUUCACCUUCAUCACAAGGCUUCAUAGACAGUACACAUGUGUUUUUACAAUCCGAACGAAUGAAAAAUUAUGACGAUUCUAAGAAUUAUAACCAAGAAAAAUUAACGCAAACUGAGACCCAUGACGCGAAACCUAUAAAGACUUCUGAAAAAGUAGAUAUUACUAUGAGUAUUACUAAACCAUUUGAACAAGCAGAUACAAGGCCUAUGAUGGCAAUUAACAUGGCUGUUGAGAAAUAUGAUUCACAAGAACCGUUUUUGGUUAAAAAAGACAUUGAUGUACAGCUACCGAGUGAUGUAAAGAUUUCUCACGAAACAAGUACAGCGCAAGAUCACACAGUAAAAGAAAAUGUUGAGGAAAAUAAACAAAAGAAAAAGAAGACCAAGCGUAAAGCAAGAGACAGUCCUAGUGAAGCGUUGGAUUCAGAGUCCAACUUGGAAUCGGAUAAAAGUGUCUUGAAUACCGAAAGUUCUUCUCUGGGUCAUUACGUGGAACUACCACCUUCAACUCCUGUAGAGUCUCCUAAACCAACUUUACAGGAUGAUCAACCUACUCAACUAGAAUCUUCUUUGGACAGUGAAAACGUGAAAUCAGAAAGCCUUGGGUAUAAAGCAGAAAAUGCAUCAAUGGAACCUUCAACAAGUCCCGAGAAGAAGAAAAAACACAAAAAACGUAAGUCUCAUAGAAUGAGUGAAGAUACAUUGUAUCCUAUUGAAACGCCUCCAGAAGAUGAUAUAGUUGUAUCGUCUUCACCAGCAAUUAGUGAGGAGCCGGCAAAAGACAAGAAAAUUAAGGGGAAGAAAAGCAAAAAGAAAAUCGAAACACUUACCGAUACUGACACUAUCAAAACACCCUCCGCCUCCGGUCAGGAAGUGACAAUAACCUCUCCAAAAGAAGAGUCGUAUCAUACUCUAAGUGAAACUUCAGAUAUUAGCACUGUUAAAGUUAUUGAAGAGUGUGUCGGAAGCAGUCCUGAUUCAAUAAAAGAGGUUAUUACAACAACAGUAACGUACCCCGUUCCUGUUGUAGAAGAAAUUCCAACCCAGGAAUAUUCAGUCCAAACUUCGCCAGAUUUAAGCGAAGUGAAACCUACUUUAGAAUCGCCCGAUAAAGUGGAUACUAUUGAUGUCGUUUUACAAACCUCACCGACACCCGUGUCUGAAAUAAUUGUGCAAACAACACCAAUAGAAGACAGAGAUGUCGAUACUCAAACUAAUGAUGAUGUUAAAUGCGUUGACAAAGUGGAAGUACUUGAUUUGCAAGUUCAAACAAGUAGAACUGCAAGUCCUGAGGAAAAAACUAACUUGGAAGCUACAACACAAGUUGUGCCUACAGAUAUAUCUUUACCCGAUGAAAAAUCCUCCCAAACAACACCAUCAAUUGAACAAGUCAGCGUCGUUGUUUUAGAAACAGACUCCAAGGAAAUACAAACAUCGCCUAUUCUAAAAGCAAGUGUGGAUGAAAAAUCUACCGAAAUCAUUAUGGAAGUGACUGACUCCAACGUGCAAACUAUAGCACAAGAAAAUACAGAUCAAGAAACAAAUACGUCACCCGUGCAAGAAAUACAGAGCUCAGAUAUGAGUAUUCAGACUCUUGAGAUUCCUGCAGUAAAUAAGUUUACUCAAUCAGAAGAAGAAUAUUCAAUAGAAGAGAAAAAACCUAUUACUGUAGAAGAAAAAGCGACUGCUUCUGAAGUGAUAAACACUACGGAUACUUCACAACAAACAUCUCCUAGAAUAGUUGAAGAAGAAGCAGCACGUAUUAAAACGCCUGCAAAGAAAAUAACUGUUGUAGACACUAUGCAACAGACAACACCACGAGAGGAAAUAAAUGAAGAAACAGACAUUAGGCCACAAGCACCUGUUGAAAUCAAAAAUAUUACAGUAGAGACAGCUCAACAAACUACGCCAAGGGAACUGCUUCAUGAAAAGACCCCUUUAAAUCCAAUUCAAUUAGAAACACGUGUUGACACAGUUGAUAUCUUUCAACAAACGUCUCCAAGAAGCCAUACGGACGAUUCAAUUUCCACAUCUACUGAUGAGCCGUUUGAAGUCCAUCUCAGGGCUCAAAUUUCUAUUCCUCGGGCAACUAACGAUUUCCUCGAAAAUGAACGUCAAACAACUAACAGUCCACUAACGUUAGCCUCUGAUAAACAAAAGCUAAGGAAAAGAAAAAGGAGAAAACCAGAAUCGCCUCUUAAGUCGCCUGAAAGUUUAUCAGACCCUAUCAAUGCUGAGCUAUCUUUAUCAGUGACUCCAACCAGCGAUGACUUAUCUAGUAAAGAUAGUUAUUCGAUCGACGAAGGCAUUUCUCAAUAUCCCACUUUUACAUCAGCAACGAGCCGGGAACCGAUAGCCACACAAGCUAGGCCUACUUAUUCAGAUGUUGUCCAAAGAUCUAAAUCUAAAUCUCCUUCUCCCAACAAAAUUGUUCUGGCGCCAAAGACGGACAGGGCUAGGUUAUUAAACAGUCUUGAAAAACGUACACUAGCAACAUAUGCACCACAAAAAGAUUCAGAAGAUGCGAUGACAGUGGCUUUAGUAGAACCUGCUGUCGAAAAGUCUUAUGAUGUUUUUGUUAGGAAUAAGUUAGCGGACGUUAAGACGGCUGUUCAAAGCAAAGAUCCUCAAAUAAUUGAAAAGACUGUUAUUAUCGUGAUCGAAACCAUUUCCAUUUGGCUCGAAGAAAUGAAAUAUAAAAUUCAUAACGCCAUUUCUACAGGUGUUACAGUACCUGAAGAGGCUAACCGAAUUAAGGACUUAGAACGUCAUAUCGAGCAUCUGAGAGAAAUCAUUUAUGUAACUGAAGUCCACGAGGAAAUUGUUACUUUAAUAGAAACAUUAACUCGCCAAAUGAAUGCAGUUAGUCAUUUAGGCAAUGAAAGUAUAUCGAAAGUUCGAGAAAGCGAAGAAGAUUGGCGUAAAUUCUUAAAUGAAAUUGAGAGUUUGAGUAAGUCAGUUGAUAAGAUUAAAACAAGGUUGGAGGAUCUUAUUUUACUAGAAUCACCCACAUCACAAGAGCUGGAGGAACUGGAUAAAAUUGAAAAUGAUAAUAACGACAACUUAAAACAUCUCACGAAAAUGUUUAAAGUAUAUCGUAGUUUGGCCGAAGCUAAUCCGAAAAGGGAAUGCCCUACUAAAUUGUACCUUUGCGAUGAUGACACAAGACAAAUUGAAAAUGCCAUAAAUGUCGAACGUGAUCGCCUUUUACAACUGGGGUCGUUAGCUGAAGAAUAUGAACAGACCCUUCAAGAUUUCGGGCAAAUAACUGAAGUGGCAGAAGCUUUACUUGACGGGAAAAUCAUAGUGUCAAACUUAGACCACCUACAUGAGGAAAUACAGAAACAUAGGAAAUUCUUUGUAAAUUUAAGUCAUUGUCGUGCUAUACUUGAGUCCUUGGAAGACAACUUGGAUAACGAAACGAGAGCAAAAUACGCGUCAUUGCACCAUUCACUGCACGAUAGGGCCACUGCUAUCAUCGACAGAGCGGCGGGUCGCGCCCAGCAAAUGACGUUGGCCGCUUCAAGGUGGAGUAUGCUCGACCAAGGUAUGAAAGAAGAAUUACAAUGGCUUAGAGUAGCUGAACAACGAAUUCCUGACCUCACCAACGUCACAUCUAUGGAUCACGAACAGUAUAUAAACCUCUACCAGUCCCUGAGCCUCGAUGUCUCCCAUCAUUAUGCUAAAAUGUUGCGCUUGUUAUCUAUAACCGAAGGGCUACAAAAUCUUAUCGUAUGUCCGGGAUUGGAUUCUGAAUGCUCGGUGGCUCUAGAGACGUUAUUGAAGCACCAAGAAAAUAUCGACGUGUCCUUGAUAAGACUAACCGAUUUCAAAGAAAACUGGUUUACGUACGAUCACCUCGUCAAUAGAAUUGAAGGCUGGAUCAAACUGGCCAAUCGAGAAAUAGAACAAAUCACACCAGAAAACAUCACGACUACGAGUAACCUGCGACGUUUCUGGGAGUUGAAGGCGCAACACGAAGUGCAUAAUAAUUUGAAGAACGAGUGCAGCGUCCAAUUCGAGAAGGCCCUUGAAAUUCUACCGAUAUCUGAUGAAAUGGUACAAAGACAGUUCUUUUGUAAAAUCGAAGAUAAGUGGCGGGAUCUUUCUGGUAAAAUCGGUAGCCUUCACGCGUCGGCUAUCCAGAGUAUUUCAGACCGCGACGUAACAUCUACUGAAAAACUUAACUUACUAGAAGACGAGCUCAGAGAAUUGCGCGGGGCUCUAGAAGGGUUAAAAGGUGUAAUCAAAAGUGAGGAUGAACUUAACCUAUAUAUAGAGAGGUUGCAAGUGAUGACGAGUCGCAUCGAUCGAAUACAGAACGAGCUCGGAAGACUUAGUUUACUUCCAACAGCUGAAUCUGAACGUCUCGGUGCUCUUUUGUCCCAGUCUGGAAUACUGGACGACCAAAUAGCGGAAGAAUUGGAAAGGAGCAUGUUGCUCAAGGAGAAGAUUGUCCAAGUUCAAGCGGGUAUCGGGCGAGUGCAAAAAAGCCAACGGCGUGCCCGGCUGACUCUUGAGGAGUGCGGGGCUGCAGAACGUUUGGGCAGCGACGUGGUAGAGAGAGCGUCGCAGAACUGCGAGAAACUCUUGGAAGAUCUCGCAUCCCAGUGGAAGGAUAUCCUCGCUCUAAGACAAGCAUUACACACGUUGCCCAUAAGUCUGCGCGUCUGCGUCUCUCCCACCAGUAUAGAGAGAGAAAUAUCUGCUUUGCAGGAAACGCACGCGGAAUUAGAAGCCGCUUGCAACGAUUUGAGUGUGCGUCUCAGAAGCAAGCUGCAACUGUGGAGGCGCUUCGAAAGACAGCUGGAGUUAGUCCAGGGUGCUGUCCGAGAGGCUGACUACAUGGUCGAGCUGUUGACAGUUCAAGGGCAGGUCGAUUAUGACCGUUUGCUUAAGGCCACCGAGAGAUUGGAGACACUCAGCGAGUCACUGUCCCGUCGCAGCGGCGAGUUAGUUGGCGAGCUGCGGGAAACCGCUACUCCGCUAGAAGCCAGCACUGAGCCCAGCGUUGCUGCUAAGCUCAAGCGGCAGCUGGACGAUGCAGCCGCAGCGUACGAGCACACGUGCGCCAAUCUCACCCAACUAUGCGACAAAUACCACAAAGCAGUGGACCUAUGGAGCAGAUACAGGGACGCGGCCGCUGCUGUGCGUGCCUUCACAGAAUCACAGGAGGGAAGGCUGCACGCUCUCCGCCCUGAUGAUGCACCGGCCACGGCUCAUGCAUGUUUAGAACAAGAAGCGCGUGUAGCUGAACUCAGGUCACUAGCGGCGCGUGUGGCAGCGGAGACAGGUUCCAGAGCUCUGCAAGCUGAUGCUGACGCGUUAGCCAAGAGACUGCAGCUGGUCGCCGGCGCUGUUCAGGCGCUCGCAGACCUGGGAGAGGCCAGGCAAAGCGCCAGAGCCAAAGCACAACAUGCCAAAGAGAUGUUUUGUGACAUGAGACAGGAUUUAACUCCAGUCCAUGAAGAUGGUGAAAUCGUGGAAGACAAACUUAUAGCUUUAAGGGACAAUUUGAUCGCACUUGGAAAGAGCGAAGCGGAUAUUGCGCCAGCCAAAGCAGAGUUGCCGGACAUCGACCGCGACGUAUCGGACGAACAUUCCAUCGUUAGAAUACUGGAGCUAUGGCAGGCAAUGUUCAGAGACACCUUCCUUCACUACCACAGAUUAUCCACAGCUCUGGUCAGGUCCGGAGACGCCGCCACAGCCUUUAAAUUAUGGCACGAAUACCUCCUGGAUCUGCAAUCGUUCCUCUCCGGUUCGGUUCCCGCCGAUUACGAAAAUCUAACGGAGCACCGCCGAUUAUGUCGCGUUCAUCGAAACUUACUGGCGUCACAGAGAUCCGUUCUAAUUAACGAAAACAGAGACACUAAUAACCGUGACUUGGCGGAUAAAUUCGAUACGCUCACAAACCUUCACAAUGAAACUCUCGCGAAAAUUGUCGAAAGGCACGACGAGGUUAGCGCUAGGAUCGCAGCGUGGGACGAUUAUAGAGAAAUUUACACGGAAUUGCUCAGGUGGCUCAAGGAACUUGAGAGGGAAAAGGAAAAACUCCAACUCAGAUACGUGCAUAUAAAGAGAAUAAAUAAAACGUUGACGCAGGUGCAGAAUCUCUCCGAUAGGCUUCCGGAAGGCCGAAAGUUUUCAGAAAAGUUAUUUAGCAAUCUCAAAAAAGUUUUAGUGUUCACAGAAGAUACGUACGGUGCGUCAGUAAGAAUGGAGUACGCCGGAAUCGUAAAGAGAGUGGACAACCUCCAAGCCAGUCUCGACACGUGGCGCGACUUCCUCACUAGAAUAUUAGGCUUAAUUGGCGAAUACGAAUCGUUGACCGGCGAUUUACAAAAGCUUUAUUCCAAAACACAAAACGAAGUUAUGUCAUAUUCAGACGAAGAGCGUCUUUCCAGACCGCAGUUGAAAAAGGCCAUAGAUAGAUUCACCGAUUUAAGAACUAAGAUCGAUAGGACUGAAACUCAAAUCGAAGCGCUUAGCGUUAUUCAAGAACAAUUAAAAGAAUGCCUCAGUCCCCAAGACAUAAGGAUAGUCAACCAAAAAGUCUGGCAGCUGCGACAACAGCGCGCCGACUUAGAACACCAGCUAUCAAUCAUCAUUCACAGACUACAAGAGAGGAUAGAAAUAUAUACCAUGUUUGAUUCUAGGCUUUCGCGCUUCUCUGAAUGGUUAAAGAUGGUCGAGUCCAGAUUCGAAUCUACGACAUCUUGUGAAUCAGUCGCUUUAGAUCCCCACGACCUUAUAAAGAGAAUCAACUCUGAUAUUCAAGCUGACUCAGCAAUGAAAGAACGUGAAUUUGAAUGGCUCACGGAAACCGGUAUGACUUUAGUCGAGUUAUCGAAGAAAGAUGAAAAAUCUUUCAGCAAGAACACUUGUAAACAAUUGAAAGAUAUCCAAGACCGCUGGCACACGUUGCAAGAGUCCAGAAGAAAUAAAAUCGCUGUGAUCAGUGAUCUACUGAAGACAAUAUCGCAAUUGGAAGAGCGUCUCACGGAAAUCAGAACAAAAUUGCACGGCAUCGAAUCGAAACUGUCAGCACCCGUUAUACUCGAAGAGUUAACGAUAAAAGCCGUCGACUCCCAGUACCAUAGUCGCGACGACAUACAUAAGGAGAUCGAAAAGGAGAGCGAGGAAGUUGGUAACACGCUGAACCUCUGUGAAUUUGUCACGAACGACCCUCACAUGUUAAAAGACAACGUGGACUUGCGAAACUUACGAACCGGAGUUGAUAUAGUGGAGAAGAAAUGGAAGAACAUUUGCGAAAUGUCGGAGCAGCGCAAAAGCGCACUGACGGAGAUCAGAAAGUCCGCUGAACUAGCCAAUUCGCUGCUUCCCAAAGUUGAAAAGAAACUCGACGCUUUAGAGAAACGAGUAGAGAAGAUCGAAGCGAGAAAGCACCGUGGUGAAAGUGAAGACGAGGCUGUGUCCAAAGCGAUCAUCGAGGACCUGGAUAAUUUAAAGAAAGACAUAAACAGGCUUAAAGAUGCGUAUAGCCGCAUCGUGUCGGCUAGAGGUAUCGAAGUGCGUGGAAAUGGCGCUGAUGAUGCGGCCAGGUUAAGAGCGGCUGUGAGGCGUUGGCAGCAGUUGAGAGUGAGAGUGGAUGCCGCAGGAGCGGAUGCCCACAGGCAGUUUGUGGCAGCGCACGGCAAAGCUGUAGUCGCUCUGGCUGAAGCUGACGUAAGACUGACGAGAGCCCUUCACCUCUCACCUACACCGACUGAUAAGGAAGCCAUACUACGAGAGCUUGAGGACGUGGAACGUGAGGUCCAAGAAUGCGAAUGCAACGUCAAAGAUGCCGACAGACUUGCAACAGCAGUUAUGAGCGUUCCAGGAGUACCCGAUAUGGUUGCAGAAUAUCGCGCCCUGUACACCGAUGUUCGGAUGCGGCUUGACAUCGCCAGAGCUGAGGUUGUUGGCGACGUGGACACUGCUGUGCAGGUGGACACCCUGAGAUGGGAAACCGAUGCAGCUCUCCAAGUAGAUACUCUAACCUCCAAGGAAACUUACCGAGUCGAACUAGCAUCAGCUGUGAAGGAGGCUUCAGAAGCCCUAGAGUCACUACGGACAGCUCUUCUCCAUGAAGUAAGAGAGAAUGCGCCAAGCGAAGAACUGGCGAACGCGGCGAAAGAAAUCGCAAAAGCCGGAACUAAACCGUCGCAGACGCUAGAACUGGCGAAACAUUUAUCCGAACUACUCCUUACCGAAUGCGACGCGACAGAGAACGAAGCGAUGUUAAAAGAAGUAGAAUCCCUCUCGCUGAGAUACGAAGACCUCCUGAACCAGGCGAAGAAGAGAGAACUCCAGAUUAACAAUUUGAGGUUGCCGCACUCCGCGUCCUACGCUCUCACUUGUGAGCAUGAAUCCGGUCGUCUGACGUGUCCACUUUGUUCGGAUCGCAAUUGGAAGCAGCUAGACAACGACCUCUGGCGGCUGGAGCAGUGGCUGCAGUUUGCUGAAGCCACCCACGAGGCUAGAAACGAACCUCCUGAACAAUACGAUGUUUUGGAGGACACUAUACAGGACCAUCGCGAGUUUCUACUCGACCUGGACUCUCACAAGGCUCUCGUGGUGUCGUUGAACGUAGUCGGAUCCCACGUGGCUAGACACGCCCGCGACACCCAAGCCGCCGACAGAGUGCGCGAGCGUCUCGCGGAUGCGAACAGACGGUGGGAUGAGGCAUGCGCCCGCGCAGCCGAUUGGCAGACUAAACUGCAACGCGCGCUCGUACACAAUAGGGAGUUUCAUGAUAUUGUCGUCGAGUUAGUCAGUCAACUGGGUAACGCCGAGCGUCUUGUGCGGUCCCGCGAGCCUCUCCGUCUGUCUCGGCCGGCGAACGAGCUCCGUUCCGAGUUCAGACGGUUUAGCGAGCUUCGCGACGAACUCAGCCGCGCCGAACCGCGCGUGCUCGCACUGAGGGACGCCGCGCAACUACUUCAAGGAAAUGAUGCGCAGGAUGUGUGUAGACGUUUGGGUGAACUACGACUUCGUUUGCAAUCACUGCGCAAGCUCUCCGCAGUGUACGCGCUCAAAUUGGGCGCCGCAUUAGCAAACCAACCGUCUGCCACCGGAUCUGCGCUGGCCGCUGCCGCCGCCACUCUUGCGCCGCAGCUGAUGCAGGAGGAAGAGGAACCGAGCUUCACGUUACCACCUCUCACCGAUGACGACGUGCCAGCGAGCGAUGAAACAGAAGAACGCUCUCUGAGCGGCGUGCAGCGAGGGCUGCGUUUCGUGUGCCGAGUCGCACGCGCCUCCCUUCCCUUCCAAGCGCUGCUACUGUUGCUGCUAGGCGCCGCUGCACUCGCCCCCCACACACAAACGGAUUGUCGCGCUACACCUAGCUUACAACCCGUUUUGAGAUACCCGGACGGUCCACCACCCAUAUAG